Messenger RNA from Cladocopium goreaui, 1905 nucleotides. NCBI's taxonomy places the organism in Eukaryota, Dinophyceae, Suessiales, Symbiodiniaceae. The record is from the annotation of a GenBank genome assembly.
AUGCCAGAUCCUGUGAAGAUCAAGGGGACUGCCACUCGUAGUGAGCUGCUGAAAGUGUUCCAGCGUUGGGACCACCUGCACCGGCUGUACGUGUGCAAGAGUUCCGAAGUUUCGGAGGAGGAUAGAUGUGAACUUUUUGCUGUUGCCAAGGAUGUGGACAAAGAUCGCCAAAUCCUCCACCGCAAGCGGCGGAACCUCCGUGAAAAGCAUGUGCCUGGGGCUUCAAGGGACUUACCGCAUGGGGUACUUCUUUGCCAGCUUCCCUUGGAAUCUUCUCAUGUUGUUGCUUGUUCAGUUGAUGAUGUGAAGGAUUUCUAUCAUGCCUAUGAAGCGACUGAAGCUCGGGCAAAGAGUUCCCCAGUAGGUCCCCGCUUUCAAUUCAGAGAGGUGGCCCAUUUGAAUGCUUGCCAAGCUGCUUUGGCAGAGGGUCGAAUUAGGCCGACGGACUCACUGGAAGCUUUUCAAGAAGCUGACAAAGCUUAUGAGGCAGUUGGCUUGCAAGCACACCCAAAGAAGAAACAGAGGAGGACUUUUCACACUCAAGUUUUGGGAGCGGAGAUUGAGGGUGAACAGGGUUUGGUGGGGCCUAGUCGAGGUAGGCUCUUGCAAUUGGCAAGGAUCUCUGCGGAAGUUGCUGUGCUGGGCAUCGGCGAUGAGAAAAUAGUAGAAGCCCUGACGGGCCUUUGGGCCUAUUGUGCCCAGUACAGACGACCUAUGUUUAGAUAUCAUCGGAUGCCGCUUUUGAGCCGGCUCGGAGCCGCACUGAAAGGAGCGGGCUGGGAUGAAGAUGCGGUGCAUGAUUUUCUUUCUGAGGGGGAAGACCCUCGCGAAGACGGGGGCUUUCCGCCUAUUUCCGGCCUUGAGGCUUCCAAGGAUUGGAUUCAGCUUUUCUUACAGAAAGCAGUUGCGCAGGGUUGGAGCCCUGGUUUUCCUCAGCAGCUGGAAGAAGCUAGUUUCGAUUUUUUGGAAAUGUAUUCAGGGCGUGCUGACAUGAGUCGAGCCUGGAAAGAGCAGGGUUUCAGGGUCUUACCGCCGUUAGAUUUGAGGCAAGGAUCGCUGUCCCGUCAUGGUUUUGGUGCCUGCGGAAGCAGCCAACUCCCACCACUGAUUUUCUGGCGGAUUUGGAAGGCCGACCUAGGGCUCAUGCGCGUUGGGCUGUGUUGGUUGGCCGUCUUUUGCUGGCUAUCAGUGGCGAUUGCGCCCCGCCCUUCAGCUGGAGCUCGCAACAGGGACCAACUGUUGAGAGGACGCAUCACCGAAAAAACAAGAGUGUUUCGGCAAGACUUGCUCCACAAGCUAGUUCAGUGGCUGACGCCGCACCUUGGGGAGUGCAGUCUGGACACUUUGGCCAGGAAGCACAUCGACAUUUUGUCGGAAUACUUAGAAGAGUAUAUCUUGCAUUUGUACGUGUCGGGACAAUCCAGACUGGCUGCAGCCGAGACGCUGAAUGCUAUAGUUCAGACUUAUGGAUGGCUGAGGCCAUCUCUUGCAGGGCCUUGGGGGCUGAUCAGAUCCUGGGAACACCAGGAGCCACCUACGCAUAAUCCUCCCAUUCCAGUACAAGUUCUGCGUGCCCUUGUGGCUUGUGCUCUGGCCUGGCAUUGGCCCAAGCUGGCGGUGACGUUGGCGCUUGGCUUUUUUGCUUUGUUGAGACCAGCAGAAUGUAUUGGACUGCGGCGGCAAGACUUGGCUUUACCAGAAGACCAUCUAGAAGGAGAUGUUCUCUACGUGCGCAUCGGGGCCCCAAAGACCCGGUUUCGCACAUCCCAGAACCAGCACGUCCGAGUGGACGAACCCGGCUUGGCGCAUUGGAUUGCAUGGAUCCUACGCUACACGCCGAUGUGGCAGCGUAUCUGGCGCGGCUCCUUGUCGAGCUUUUCAGAACUCGAUACGAGAUUGCCGUAG